Salvelinus sp. IW2-2015 is the source of this 1547-nucleotide messenger RNA. Its product is annotated as synaptotagmin-7-like. Gene Ontology annotation, molecular function: phosphatidylserine binding; clathrin binding; SNARE binding. Gene Ontology annotation, cellular component: synaptic vesicle; plasma membrane. Gene Ontology annotation, biological process: regulation of dopamine secretion; regulation of calcium ion-dependent exocytosis; cellular response to calcium ion. Lineage: Eukaryota; Metazoa; Chordata; Actinopteri; Salmoniformes; Salmonidae. The record is from RefSeq and is a predicted model, not a curated record.
CCCCUAUGAGAAGGUGAUCCAGAGGACCCUCUAUAUGCAGGUGCUGGAUUACGAUCGUUUCAGCAGGAACGACCCCAUCGGGGAGGUGUCCAUCCCCCUUAACAAGGUGGACCUGGGCAACCAGCAGACCUACUGGAAGGAGCUGAAGCCCUGCAGCGACGGCAGCGGGAGUCGAGGAGACCUGCUGGUGUCACUGUGCUACAACCCUCAAGCCAACACCAUCACUGUGACCAUCAUCAAAGCCCGCAACCUCAAAGCCAUGGACAUCGGAGGCACCUCCGAUCCCUAUGUGAAGCUGUGGCUGAUGCACAAGGACAAGCGUGUGGAGAAGAAGAAGACGGUGACAAUGAAGUGCUGUCUGAACCCCGUGUUCAACGAGUCCUUCCCCUUCGACGUCCCCGCCCACGUGCUCCGAGAGACCACCAUCAUCAUCACCGUCAUGGACAAGGACAAGCUCAGUCGCAACGACGUCAUCGGCAAGAUCUAUCUCUCGUGGAAGAGUGGUCCGGCGGAGGUGAAGCACUGGAAGGACAUGAUGGGUAAACCUCGUAAUGCCGUGCAGCAGUGGCAUGCCCUCAAGGCCUGAUACUGUAGGUCCAGUCACAUCCACCCAGACCAUCCCAGCCCCUUGCCCUGCCCUCCCACCCUGCUGUUAUGCACAAGGCUGACUCGCUGCAGAACAUGGGUACAAAUAGCCAUCCAACGCAUCCACCCAACAUAUCCACCCUCUCCUCCUGCCUGUCCUCUCUCAGAUCCCUAAUGAACUUCUCCUUCCUCUAUUCCCCUCUGUUAAGCGGAGUCCUUUCUGAGUCUUGUUACUUUUAAGUCAUACCUUCCUCUCAACCAUUGUUUUUUCUCCUUGGUCCACCUUUACUCUGUUUUACUUUGGAGUAGUACAUUCUGCCAGCCCUAGGGUGAGCCUCAGCCACCAACAAAAACAGGUUCAAAUAGACCAUAUAAGAAUCCUGCGAAAGGAGCUGGUGAAGGGCCUGUCUUUCAGGAAACAUUGUAUCUGUGACUGUGUGACAGACUAACCUACAAGCCAGUGACCUGGGCCAGUUAUCCAGUUCCACCAUUCAUCCUGUGUCUCUCCAUCGUUCUCCUGUGGCAGUGAGGGGAGGCGUCUUCUCUCCCUAAUCACUGCUCUCUCUGUCGUCAGAAGCAAUCUGUUUGGCUGUUCAUUUUUAUUUUUUUUGCUUCCCAUGUUGACCCUUUGGUCCGUUCCCUUCUGCAAACACACAGAGAAUACAACAGGAAGGAUCGAUAGAGAGAGAGAGGCAAACCAAUGGAAUAGAAGAGGGAUGGACUGUCUGGAUGGUAAUGGAAUUAGACGUGACACUGUCACUCCACCCCAUUCAUCAUCUCUGAUCUCUUUCUCUCCCACCACUGUAGUGAUUCUUCCCUGGCUGGACCCCCUUGUUGUCUGUGCGUGCUGUGGGUGAUGUGCUGUAACUCCAUGAAGUUCUAGAUCAAAAAAUGAGAAAAUUACUGAUAAUUUUCACCGGUCCAUGGGGGAAAUGUAAAAAGACGUUCCUAUUUUCUGGAGA